UUUUCAUCUUGCAAGGCUUGACUCUUUCAUGUAGUUGCAUCCAGUACGAAGACGACAUUACCAAGGCAACGUCUCGUGGGCCUUGCGCAGCGGCAUGCAGAGAAGAAGGCAACGCCUGCAGCAGUAGUCUUAUCACCAUUGAGCUUCCCGCACCAUGGGAUAUCCGUGCAACUGCAGUCGAGCACUGACGGGCGAACAUGGGGAUCUAAUUUCCAUCCCAGACGUUGCUGGAAUAGGAGUGAGGCGUCCCCCACCCCAUUUAAAGUAAUAGUUUGCCGUUGUUGAUCCUACUGAUCACAAAAGCGUAGGUUCUUAUCGGGUUGACCUUGCCUGCACUGGCCACGUUCGUACUGCUCGUGGUCUAUUACCUCUCUGCCGUCGACCCCAACCAGUUGGACAUAUGGACGAAGCUCGAUGUCUCGUUCCUGAGGUGGCUACAUGCCAAGCGGCCCAAUUGGCGCACAAAUGGAGAUGCGCUUGAGAGAAUCAUUGUUAGUUUCAGCGACGCUCAGCUGGUAAACGCCUUUUCUCUCCUUCUGGGGGCGUUUACUAUGGGGUGUAGUAUGGACCCCUAUCACUGGCAGAUCAUGGUAGAGUGCGUCUGGUUCACAUCAGCCACACACUUGGCGACCAUCCCGAUCCUGAGAGCCCAGCUCCACAAGCUUGAACCCGAGGCCAGUCGGCUUUCGAUUUAAAUUAGAGCUGCACUCAUGACUUUUGUGCUUGCGAUGUUGGUCUCUUCGCUCGUCCCAACAGGUCAUCCCCAGUGGCUUUGGGGGUCAUACGCCCAUCCUUCCGAGGGAAUGACACUUCCAGCGCUCUGUUUCUUCGACUACAAUUUCCCGCAAGAAUCCGGGCCAUAUGCAGCCCGUAUGACUGCAUUUGGUGGAAUUUGGCUCUCUUGGUCUAUCGGCCUGGCCACCAUCACCUUCCUUAAACGGCUGCUCGAGCUUGUAACGCGGCCCAUGAGGAAACGCGCUCUUGCACACCAAUCCACAUCGAGGGACGAGUUUCGUAAAUGGAAUCACUCCAUGGAUAAGAACAUGAGAAAAUACCCUAUCAUUGACUUUUUCUGGUAUUCAACUCACGCGACCCUGCGAACCGUGUGGAGAUUGCUGGAGUCCUUUGGUGGGCAUAUAUUCUGGCUUUUCAUAAUGCUAUCGUGGAAUAUCUAUCUCGUGGUGUACAACAAAUGGUUCUUCAGAGACUUGAUUGAGGCCGGAGACAACAAAUGGGGCUUUGGGCAAACCACGCCACUAGUUCUUUUAAUUCUCCCUGCAAUUACCAUCGUCGAACAGUAUUUUGCUAAGAGGAAUGGUUCUAAAACAAAGUGGCCGACGAACAAAUUCCAGUUACCGCAGCCGCUCAUCGGCAAGACAUACGACGAGUCCACCCGCAUCACAGUUUUCCUCAUCUUUGAGUUCUUGGUCAUAUUUUCCCUGUUGGCGUGGCUCAAUUUCGUCUCCGUUGUUACAUACGCCGUGUCAGAUUCAGGGGUCACCUUCAUGAUCCCAUUCCUUGUGUGUCUGCUGGCUGCGCCACUGGUGUUUACGCACGUUAUUCAUUUGGCUGAUAACAUAUUCAAAGGCAUGAAGCUGCGCAAGAACACAUGGCGGAAUGCGAUUGUCGCUGCUCUUGUUGCACUUGGUAUUGGGGCUUCCAUUUGUGUAUUCUUUCUGCACGAGUACAAAGAAUUCUGGUAGCCUGGGAGAUGACUGAUGACGCACAGUCUUCGAACUACUAGCUCAAAACAAUGCAUAGUGGAGAAGGCAGAAUCCCAUGCAAAAUCAUCGAAGGUACGAG
Molecule: messenger RNA, 1803 nt
Organism: Diaporthe batatas
Lineage: Eukaryota; Fungi; Ascomycota; Sordariomycetes; Diaporthales; Diaporthaceae
Exons: 5
Coding region: 711-1703 (330 amino acids)
Source: RefSeq, a predicted model, not a curated record